AUGAACAGUUUGUUGGAUGUCAUGGCCAUUCAAAAAUGCAACGUCAGUGGAGUGAAGUGUGGAAACUGCGAAAAAACAAGCGCCGAAAGUUUCUAUUGCUUUCAAUGUUGCGCCUUCUGGUGCGAAGAUUGCAGUGCCGCUCAUAACUUGAUUAAAGCGAAUAAGACACACCGAGUGCUGGCGAUUAGAGAUUUUCAAGAUAAAGACAUUGAAAACGUGUUGAAACGUGCAGUGUAUUGCCAGAAGAAGUACCAUGAAAAAGAAGAGCUGAAGUUCUUUUGCAAACAAUGUGAAGUUUCCAUUUGUAACACUUGUGUUGUGACAUUUCACGAAGGUCACGAUAAAGUGCUUCUGCAAGAUGCUGCCAACGAAAGAAAGUUAAGUUCGGAGUCUGCAAUAGAAUCUCAAAAAGAGAAGGUGCUUCAGAAGAGAAACCUGAUCUCUAGACUUCAAAAAGAGUAUAUUCAAAUUCAAGGACAAGUCACAAACAUGAGGAAAAGCGCCCAGAGUUUUGUUGACAAUUUAUUAAAAGUUGUCGAAGAAAAGAAAAUGGAAAUACUUAAAAAUGUGGAAGACAAAGCUAAUGAGUCCUUCGAGCGUCUGGCAGUGCAACAGUCUCAGGUUGAAAAUGAGAUUCAGUUGAUCGAAACGUCAAUUGACAAAACUGAGACGUUCUUAAAGCGAAGUAGCAAUGCUGAGAUUAUGCAGUUAAACACAGUGCAGAAGGAGGCAGUCGGUGACGGGCUGAGACAAGUCGAAGACAAGCUUGAAGAUCCUGGCAAUUUCGUCUUUAUUACGAACAAAAAAUUGAUUGAUCAAGUAAGCAGUGAUGGAGUUGGAUCGUUUUUUCUCAGCAAGACUAAAUCGAAUAAUUCAGGUGCGGUUGGAAAAGGACUCACUGACGUCACUGUUGGACUUAAAGCACAGUUUGUUUUAACAACACGAAGUGCUGAGAAUAAGCGAUGCUACGAACAGUUCACUAGUGUAAAUAUGGAAAUGAGAAAUGAUCAAGGCCAUGACUGUGCCACUGGAGUACAAGUCCAAGAUAACAAAGAUGGCAGCUACAAUAUCAGCUACUUUGCCAAAGAAGCAGGAGCAUGCCGGACAUCAGUGAUGAUAAAUGGGGAACAUGUUAGUGGCAGCCCAUUCAUUGUUCAAGUGAAACGCAGGCAGUACAAACCUGUGUUGUCGUUUGGACGAAAAGGUUCGAGUUGGUCUAGUGGAAAGUUUGAUUGUCCUUGGGGUGUGGCAGUGAAUGAACGAAAUGAAAUAGCUGUAACUGAUUUUGAAAAUAACCGAGUCCAGAUUUUUAGUUGUGAUGGAAAAUUCAUAAGAUCUUUUGGCAAAAAGGGUGUAAAAAAGGGAGAAUUUAAGGAUCCUUCGGGUAUAGCUUAUUUAAAUAAUGGAAAUAUUGCAGUAGCUGACAGUAUUAACAACCGACUGCAAAUAUUCACUGAGCAGGGGGAGUACCUUACUAAAAUUGGCGGUGAAGGAAAUCUUGAUUAUCAGUUUAAUUAUCCAUGUGGUUUAUCUGUAGACAAUGAUGGUAAUAUUAUUGUUGCUGAUUCAGAAAACAAACUAAUCAAGAUCUUCACUCCAAGCGGCCAGUUUCUUAGAAAGUUUGGCGGAGAAGAUUUGUUAGUUGAUCCCUUUCAUUGUAUUCAGAAGGAUCAAUAUUUCAUUGUAUCAGACAACGGUGAUCACUGUAUCAAAUUGUUUAAUACAGAAGGUGAUUUUCUGUAUAAAUUCGGGAAUGAAGGAAAAGGGGAUGGGGAAUUCGAUAGGCCUCAUUGCUUAUCAGUUGACAAAGCAGAACACCUUAUGGUGUGUGAUUGUGAAAAUAACAGAGUUCAGGUAUUGGACCUUAUUGGAAAGUGCAUAACAAAGAUUCGUAUUCCAUAUGGCGGUGAAAUUGAACCGUUUCAACUUCCGUCCUCUACGGCAGUUCUGAAUGAUGGCAGAAUAGUUUUGACUGAUUGUGGUAACGAUCGCAUGCUGAUAAUUGAAUAAAUACAUUGCAAAGUUAAUCAUAUAAGAUACGCAGAUUCUUUGAUCUCAAAUUGCUGUGAAAUCUAAAUGGCUGUAAUUGAACAAAUUAUUUUACAAGGCUCUCUUUGUUGUUUUUAGAUUCUUAUAUUUUUAUGUUUUUUUUGUUGUUGUUUUUUCUGUGACAACAUCUUACGAUACAUGCCAGUAAUUGAUGUCGUGUAUUCAGUCCAGUACUGCUUCAGGUGUUCAGGUAGAAGAUCGUAAUAAUUGAAGUCUUUUGAGUGCCAGUUUGUCAAUAUUGUACGUAAUGUUUAUUAAACUAAUUUUUUUUAUUGUCAAGAGUGAUUACUAACCAACACUAUAGCAUUUACGCACUUGUUUAUAGCGUGAUUAUUUGUAAUCACGCAAUAAAAAUAGUUCAUUUGUUCUUAAAACGGUUUAUUGUAUUUUGUCAGGAACGGGCUCAGGAUGUGAGUUGUUUAUUACCCCAAAGAAGUGCUGGCUGAACAGUAAACUAUAAAAUCAACAUUGACGUAUCAUAAAACGCCAGUGCUGCAUUCUGCUUUCUUAGUGAUUAACAAUACGGGUUAACAAUCCUUCUGGUUUUCUGGUUUUGGUUGACGGUUUAAAACAUUCAUAUUAAUUUUUACUUGACACUUGCAAUUGCAAAUUAUGUUGUGGCUUCUAGUCAGCGAGGAUUGCAUUGCAGCUCAUAGCACAUUAUCAGAGCCAAUAACGAUCAUCGGGUGCUGGCAAUUAAGGAUUUUCAAGACAUCGCGGACGCGGCCAUCAGAUUGCCUGAAAAAAUCACCAUGAAAAACGAAGAGUAAGGAGGUUAUUUUUCAGGGACUCUGAAGUCGCUAAUUGGUACCAUUUUCAGGCUUCAGGUAUAUGACAGAGUACGGAUUUUACUAGCUGAAGUAUAUAAAAGGGUAGGGAAAUCUGUCAUUUGGGUCUGUAAAAGGGCUCAAAAGGGCUAACAGAUGACUAUUAUCACUGAAGGGAUACAAAAGUCUCAACAAGGUAUGUAAAAGGGGUACCAUUUGUCAAUAGAAUGUAUACGAAAGGGGUACCUUUUUUGUGAAAAAUGGUAUAUAAAAAGGUAAGGGGUUGGACCUCGGGGCGCAGCCUCCCCGUAUAAACAUUUGUUGAGUACCCCCCCGGGGGGGGGGUUCAUAUAUUUAGUAAAGGUGGAACUUACUUUUAAAAGAUCUUUUGCGAGAAAGGUCGAAAGUUCCCUACAUUUAUAACUUAUUUUAAACAAUGGAAACAUUGUUGUGGCUGCCACCUUUAACGGACGACUGUAACUAUUCACUGGGGAGGGGGGAGUUCAUCUGAAUUGCGGACAUCUUUUUUCUAAGGAACUUUUUGUAGUGAACAUCACUUGAAGGCUGCUUCAUGCAUGGAACCCAUUACCUAGCUUGCGAGCACGUUCUCCUAUUUGGGCGAGCAAAGCGAGCCGCGCGAGAACGCGCGAGCGAGCGGCUCGUCUCGCGCGUCCACUUUUCACUGACGAUAUCCCCCAAAUGGAGAGCUUGCUCGAAGGCUACCCAUUACCAUAUAUGGAUUCCCGUUCGUACCCAAUCGCCUUUUAUUUGUCUCCAGCUUUGAUAUAUUGCUGUUUUCCUUCGCAACUUUCGAACCAGCGUGCAAUUGCAAGAGACGAGCGUGGGAAAGCCGUCAGUGUCGAAGGCGUCCCCAGUGGCUCAAGAAAAUUUGCUUUAAAUUGAACCAAAUCAGUGUCUGGGUUUCAUAAACUGACUCUGACGUGUAAACAUACUGCUAGCAACAAAUUUCAAAAGAGUCCGACAGAUUCUCUCAUUUCUUUAGAGGUCAAGGGUUUUCCUCUUAAUUCGUAGAAAACUCGGAAGUGUUUGUCAGCAGUUAGACACCGUAAAAACAUGUCAAACACAACCUUUAUGAAGAAGUAUCCUGUUCUGUAUUUAUGAGCCUGUUCACUGAUCCAAAAAUAUCGCCGUGCUUUCAUACAUUUUGCCUUCGUUGUUUGAACGAGCUUCAGCGAACAAAUGGCAAACAUGGCGAGAUUACAUGGCCGGAAUGUCGCAGAAAGUUCCAAGUUCCUGGAAGUGGUUAUCCUAAAGAUUUGCCGGCCAAUUUUAGAAUGAACAGAUUGUUGGAUGUUAUGGCUAUUCAAAAAUGCAACAUCGCUGGACUGAAGUGUGCCAAAAAAAAAACUGCGAAAAAACAAGUACCCAAAGUUCUUACUGUAUCGUUGAUGGUUAAAGCAAACGGUGAAGGUGUUCGUUCUUUGAAACAAAUCAUCAGCCAGACUAAAUCCAGCAACUCAAAAGCGGAAGGAAAAGGAAUCACUGGCGUGACUGUUGGACUUGAAGCACAGUUUGUUUUAACAACACGAAAUGCUGAGAAUGAGCUAUGCUACAAAAAAAUCUGA
Molecule: messenger RNA, 4402 nt
Organism: Porites evermanni
Lineage: Eukaryota; Metazoa; Cnidaria; Anthozoa; Scleractinia; Poritidae
Source: the annotation of a GenBank genome assembly